AUGCGGCGUCAGCAGUGUUCAACUACUCUGCAUACUUUUGCGCUACAGUGCUUCUUCAUUUUCAACAGCAUUUGUGCGUACCAAAUAGAUUCCAACGGGUAUAUUGUCUACUGUCCAUGCAUGGGAAGAUUUGGAAACCAAGUGGAUCAUUUUCUGGGCGUACUUUCUUUUGCUCGUCUGCUGAAUCGUACACUCAUCUUGCCUCCUUGGGUGGAAUAUGAAUACCGAAAUCCUCGAUCAAUACAAGUGCCGUUUGAUCGUUAUUUCCUUGUUCAUCCAUUAGAAGCGUAUCACCGAGUUAUCACCAUGAAGGAAUUCAUGGAGAACCUAGCAGAGACUGUCUGGCCGAAACAUGAACGGAAAGUAAUCUGCCAUUCGCCUCAUGAUGGCCCGAUCAAGAACAGUUGCAAUGCUAAACAUGGAAAUCCGUUUGAGUCGUUUUGGGAUACGCAUGAUAUCGAUUUUGUUGAGUCAGUGUUUUACCAUCCUCUUUCUGUGCUGAUCACAGCAAAGCGAGAUGUGCAAAAGUGGAUUGAAAGAUUCGAUGCUGUCAACUUCAAAGUGCUUGCAUUCACCGGUGCACCGGCGGCAUUUCCAGUGCAAGAAAAACACGUUGGCUUACAGAAAUUCCUGAAAUGGUCUUAUUAUAUCGAAAGACAAGCAAAUGAAUUCAUACUUAACGAACUUAUGAAUGAAAGUUUCAUUGGUGUUCACCUCAGGAAUGAUCGCGAUUGGAAUAAUGUUUGUCAAAAGAUUUAUCCUUCGAGUCACUUGUUUGCCUCGGCGCAAUGUCUUGGAUAUCAUUUCGAACACGGGAGUCUUACUAAAGAAAUUUGCUUGCCCUCGGAAAGAACUAUAGUCAGACAACUGAAAGAAGCGGUGAAGCGUACCGGUGUUCGGUAUGUGUUCGUUGCGUCGGACAAAGACCACAUGAUUGAAGCUUUCAAUCAGGCACUACUUCCGCUGAAAGCAAAAGCUUACAGGCGAUAUCCUGAUGAACCUCAUGUAAGCUUAUGUAUACUGGCGAAAGCGAAUCACUUCAUAGGAAAUUGUGUGUCGACAUUUUCGGCGUUUGUCAAGAGAGAACGAGAUGUAUACCAUAAAAUUUCGCAGUUCUGGGGAAUGGACGUGGGACCAGAAGCCAAGCAAGACUUGUAA
This is a messenger RNA of Soboliphyme baturini, 1158 nucleotides long. The record is from the annotation of a GenBank genome assembly. Lineage: Eukaryota; Metazoa; Nematoda; Enoplea; Dioctophymatida; Soboliphymatidae.